CAUGUGACGGGGGAGUGGCUGGCAGACAGUCAGGAAGUGCACCGCAGCAGCAAGUCUCAAGAAAGUUCUCCGUCAUGGCCUACCAUGCUGGGAUUCAAGAGGAGCCCAAUGCUUUGGUUCAAAACAUCAGCUCCAACAUCCAGAAGCUGACACUGCUGACCUCUGAGCUGCAGAGGGCAGUUUCUCUGCUGGGAACAGAGCAGGACAGCAGCCAGCUACGACAGACACUGCAACAGAAACAGCAGCAAGGCAACCAGCUAGCCAAGGAGACUGACAGACUGAUGAAGGCAUUCAGUGCACUUCCUGUCAGCUCUGAUCAGAGGCAGAGAAAGAUACAGAAAGAGCGUCUGUUGAAUGAUUUCUCCGCCGCUCUUAACAGCUUUCAAAACAUCCAGCGGCAGGCAGCCAACAAAGAGAGAGAGUUUGUGGCCAGAGUCAGAGCCAGCUCCAGGGUGUCGGGAGGACAGCCUGAAGACAGCUUUGGAAAUGUGUCUCCUUUCCCCAAUGAUUCCCAGGUGCAGGCUCAGACUGAGGCUGUUACUGAAGAAGACCUGAGGCUGAUCCAGGAGAGAGAGUCGUCCAUCAGGCAGUUGGAGGCUGACAUCACAGAUAUCAAUGACAUCUUCAAGGACCUGGGGAUGAUGGUCCACGAGCAGGGAGACAUGAUAGACAGUAUAGAAGCCAAUGUGGAGAAUGCUGAUGUGAAUGUCCAGAGAGCCACACAGCAGCUGUCACGCGCCGCAGACUACCAGCGGAGUCACCGGAAGAAGAUAUGCAUCCUGGUGAUAGUGUUGGCUGUAGCUGCUGUCGUUAUUGGACUCAUCAUCUGGGGCGCUGUCAAAUCAUGAGGGCUCCUUCUUCCUCUCCUCCACCUCUCCUGUUUAGUCAUCAGCCUGGACAAAGGAUGCAGUAUAUGACAUGGACAUCAUGGACAGGACCGCACACUCCCUCACUGUGAAAACCAAAUUAGCGCUGGUAGCCGUGUUGUUUUAAUCGGCUUUAAUUGAACUGUUAGUGUCUGAUUUAGGCUUGAUGUACUUUGGCAAGACAGGGUUUUAGUCCUCACCUGACUGUCAGAGGAAGGUGGAAACACAGGUGGAGCAUCGCUGUGUUCAGUGGCAGCAAUGUUGGCUCCACUGUCUCCGAAUGUUUAAUGAAAUUACUGUACAAUGCUUAGUAAGCAGGGAUUAGCCUUCAAAAUGUCUUAUUGCUGACACUGCUUUCUUUUAUCAGGUUAGAUAUGAAAAGCCUACACGCUAAAAGUUUCACUGCAGUUAAUCUAUGAAUCAAGUGCACUAUGUAAAUUUGGUAAGAAACAAAAGUCAGUGCAGGUCCAUGAUACAAUGUAGCCAAACUGCAUUCAGCUUAUUUCAAUGCACAUAAAAUAGCAUCUUUUCUUUAUCUAUUAUCCAUUUUUUUUUUGUUAGAAUUAAUUACAAUUCUUAAUUAAUUUCUUUUCAGAUUUGUGUUGUUGUAUUUUAAUAAUCAAUCAAGACAUACUGUACAUAGUCAUCCUAAGAUUUGUGGUUAGGACAGUAUAUUGCACUCCACUAUUAGUCAAUCAUUCCAAGCAAUAAAGAGAAGGUUCUGUUGCUGCUGUCAGUAAGUGGUGUGUUUACCUUGGCUGGACAAAUUGUUUUUAACUUUGCAUGGACGUCAAUAAUGUAAUUACCUGUCUCAUCACAGAUGAUCACACACGAAGAAUGUAAGGUGCAUCGUGUAGAUGGUUCAAGUGAAGGUCAGGUAAUAGUUGGAAGUUUUAUGUUGUGGUUUGUUUUAAUCUACAGUAUUUAGGCUUCAUGUGAAGGCUCUGCACACCAGACAGGGUUAGGUUACAUGUUGAAGGUGGCCUGUAUGGUUUCUGUGACGACAGCCCCACAGUCUUCAUCUCUAUGUUCCCAAUAUGAAGAAACCAAACUUGUGGUAACCCAGAGUAAAUUAUGUUAAAGCAAACACUAAUUACUAUUUGAUCCAAAUGUAAAAUGAUUAUAUUUUUAAUGCUGAAAUUAAACUGUCUACCAUGUGCUGAAUAAAUGACUUGAAUGUUCUGAA
This is a messenger RNA of Chelmon rostratus (copperband butterflyfish), 2052 nucleotides long. RefSeq names its product syntaxin 7-like (gene stx7l). The record is from RefSeq and is a predicted model, not a curated record. NCBI's taxonomy places the organism in Eukaryota, Metazoa, Chordata, Actinopteri, Chaetodontiformes, Chaetodontidae. The transcript has 10 exons. Gene Ontology annotation, cellular component: SNARE complex; synaptic vesicle; membrane. Gene Ontology annotation, biological process: intracellular protein transport; vesicle fusion; vesicle-mediated transport. Gene Ontology annotation, molecular function: SNAP receptor activity; SNARE binding. Bases 75 to 848 code for a protein of 257 amino acids.